Molecule: messenger RNA, 5935 nt
Organism: Nasonia vitripennis (jewel wasp)
Lineage: Eukaryota; Metazoa; Arthropoda; Insecta; Hymenoptera; Pteromalidae
Product: toll-like receptor 10/11
Exons: 1
Coding region: 493-4608 (1371 amino acids)
Biological process (GO): signal transduction
Molecular function (GO): protein binding
Source: RefSeq, a predicted model, not a curated record
AGCGGACUCGGAGGCCUCGGAGCCGCCGUCGAUUCAGUCGCUCGCCGCAGCUCGACCGAGCAAGUCGCACAGCCGCGUGCGCCCACGAGACCGAGCACAACAGACUUUUCCGAGUUCAAACACGCAGCGUAACCGCUCCGAGAGCUACGAGAUAGAGAGACCGCCCCUACAGUCGCCGAGUCGCCAAGCAUCCUAGUGCGUGUCCGCGAGUGCCGAAGGCCAGCGGGAGAACGAGUUUCGAACAAAGUGCGCGUCCGCCUCUAUGCUGUGCGCGCUGUCCAAGAAUCGUCGGCGGCGCCGCGCGAGUGAAUCGUGCAGUUACUCGGACUGAGAAGAAAGAGAGAAAGACAGGGGCAGGAAGGGGAAACAUCGAGAUAGGAAGGGGAGAUCGUGGCCGACUCGCCGACUCGCGGAUGAUGAGAUCGUGACGAGCGUGCAGCAGAGCUCCCCGGCCUCUCCGACAAUUCAGCGGCAGCAGCCCUCAGCGCAGCCAUGGAGUCCAGCGCCCGCUGCAAGGUCCUGCUGGCGCUCCUGCUGCUGCUGCUGCUGCAGGCCUCGGGCCUCGCACGCGCCCGAAGCAUCAGCAGCCUCGAGGCCCCGCGCGGCUGCAGCUGGCGCCGCGACAACUCCUCCGAGGACGCGCCCGCGCACCAGAGCGGUCUCCUCUGCCGGGUGCGCAACAUCGCCAGCGCGGCCAGCCUCCUCGGCAACCUCUCGGGCCUGCAGGCCGAGAGCGUGAGCUCGCUGCAGCUCGAGUGUGGCGAGCCGCUCCACUACGAGAGCCAGUUCGAGCCGAUCGGCACCGGCUUCCUCUCCGCGCUGCCCCGGCUCGAGCGGCUCGAGCUCGAGCACUGCCGGCUGCGCAACCUGCCCGCCGGCGCGUUCGCCGCGGCGCCCGCGCUCCGCCGACUCGCCAUCCGCGCCCCCGGCGCCGACUGGUCCUCCGCGCUCGGCAUGGACCUGCACCGGGACGCGCUGCGCGGCCUGCCCGAGCUCCUCGAGCUGGAGCUCGCCGAUAGCAACAUCUGGUCCCUGCCGGCCGAGUUCCUCUGCCCGGCGGCCGGGCUCCGGCUGCUCAACCUCACGCGCAACAGGCUGCAGGAGCUGGCCUCGCUCGGCCUCGCAGAGCCCUCCAGCGCCAACUGCGCCCAGAGCCUCGAGAGCCUCGACCUCAGCGGCAACGAGCUGAGCGCCCUGCCGGAGCACGCGUUCGCGGGCUUGCGCGGCCUAGGCGUGCUGCGGCUCCAGGACAACGCCAUCGCCGCGGUCGGCGACCACGCGCUCGCCGGCCUCCACGGGCUGCGCUCGCUCAACAUCUCGAGCAACCGACUGGUCGCCCUGCCGCCCGAGCUCUUCGCCCGCACGCGCGAGCUGCGCGAGCUCGUGCUCAGCAACAACUCCCUCGCGGUGCUGGCCCCCGGCCUGCUCGACGGGCUGCAGCAGCUCCAGUCGCUCGACCUCUCGCGCAACGAGCUCACCAGCCGCUGGGUGAACCGGGACACCUUCGCGCGCCUCGGCCGGCUCGCGCUCCUCGACCUCUCCUACAACGCCCUCAGCAAGAUCGACGCCCAGGUCUUCCGCGGGCUCGGCCAGCUGCAGGUGCUCAACCUCGAGCACAACCGCAUCGACAGCCUGGCCGACGAGUGCUUCGGCUCGCUCGGCAGCCUGCGCUGGCUCUCGCUCUCGCACAACAGACUCGUGCGCUUCGAGGCCGCGCACAGCCGGGGCCUGGCCCAGCUGAACCAGCUCUUCCUCGACGACAACAAGCUGCAGUUCGUGCACCAGGCGGCCUUCCGCAACCUCAGCCGGCUGCAGGACCUCACGCUCAACGGCAACGGGCUGAGCGCCGUGCCGGAGGCGGUGCGCGAGCUCCGCGAGCUGCAGACCAUCGACCUCGGCAACAACCGCAUCGCCGACAUCGGCCACGACACCUUCCACGGCCUCGACAAGCUCUUCGGGCUGCGCCUCGUCGACAACAAGCUGGAGAACAUAUCGCGCAAGGCCUUCGCCAGCCUGCCCUCGCUGCAGAUCUUGAACCUCGGCAGCAACGCCAUCCGGCACGUCGAGCAGGCGGCCUUCGCGCGCAACGCCCACCUCAAGGCCAUCCGGCUGGACGACAACCAGCUGACCGAGAUGCACGGCCUCUUCCGCGACCUGGCCCACCUGGUCUUCCUCAACAUCUCGGACAACAAGCUGCUCUGGUUCAACUACGGCGACCUGCCGGCCAGCCUCGAGUGGCUGGACAUCCACUCGAACCAGAUCAGCGAGCUGAGCAGCGACUUCUCGGCGGGCAGCGGCGUCGGCGGGCUGAACGAGCUGCGCAUCAGCGAGCUCGACGCCAGCUUCAACCGCAUCGAGGAGAUCGGCGAGGGCUCGCUGCCCAACAGCGUGGAGAAGCUCUACCUGAACAACAACCGGAUCCGCACCGUGGCGCCGGCCACCUUCAUGCAGAAGACCCGGCUGAAGAAGGUCGCGCUCCAGGCGAACGAGAUCCGGCACCUGGACGCGGCGGCGAUCGAGCUGCAGCCGGUGCCGAGCGAGCGCGAGCUGCCGCAGUUCUUCAUCGGCGAGAACCCGCUGCUCUGCGACUGCACGAUGGAGUGGCUGCUGCGCAUCAACGAGCUCUCGCGCAGCCGGCAGCACCCGCGCGUCCUCGACCUCGAGGAGGUCAGCUGCGACAUGGUGCACGGCCGCGCGGCCCCCAAGCGGCCCCUGCUCUCGCUCAAGUCCAAGGACUUCGUCUGCCGCUACCAGAGCCACUGCUUCGCCAUCUGCCACUGCUGCGACUUCGACGCCUGCGACUGCGAGAUGACCUGCCCGGACAACUGCAGCUGCUACCACGACCACAGCUGGUCCAGCAACGUCGUCGACUGCUCGAACGCCGGCUACCGCUUCGUGCCCGAGCGCAUCCCCAUGGACGCGACCGAGAUCUACCUGGACGGCAACGAGCUCGGCGAGCUCGGCAGCCACCUCUUCAUCGGCAAGCGCAAGCUCGAGGUGCUCUUCCUCAACAACAGCGGCAUCUCCGGCCUGCACAACCGCACCUUCAACGGCGCCGAGUCCCUCAAGGUGCUGCACCUCGAGUCGAACGCGCUGCGCGAGCUCAAGGGCUUCGAGUUCGAGCAGCUCGAGCAGCUGCACGAGCUCUACCUCGACCACAACGCCAUCGCUCAGGUGUCCAACAGCACCUUCCGCAAGAUGAAGAGCCUCGAGCUGCUGCGGCUGAACAACAACCGCAUCGUCGACUUCCGCCCGUGGGAGGCGGUGAGCAACCAGCGGGCGAGCGUCAGCCUCGAGGGCAACGCCUGGAGCUGCGACUGCGCGAACGCCGCGCGCCUGCGGGCCUGGCUCGCCGAGCACCGGGGCCAGGACCUGGCCGAGCGCAUGUACUGCCGCGACGGCGUCGAGAGCAUCGCCCAGGCCAUCCAGCGCUGCGCGGCCGACCCCUCGACCGAGGCCGUCAGCAUCGGCGUCCACAACACCCCGCUGAUCGGCGGCAACUUCGUGCCCCUGCUCGCCGGCGCCCUCGUCGUCAUCAUCGCCGUCUGCCUCUUCGUCGCCCUGGGCUUCGCCUUCCGCCAGGACGUGCGGCUCUGGGCGCACGCGCGCUACGGCCUGCGCCUCGGCAAGCUCUCGAGCGGGCCGCGCGCCGAGGAGGAGCACGACCGUAUGUUCGACGGCUACGUCGUCUGCAGCGAGCGCGACGAGGACUUCGUCUCGCGCUGCCUGGCGCCCGAGCUCGAGCAGACCGGCCUGACGCUGUGCCUGCAGUGGCGCGACCUGGCCUCGACCCGGCCCCAGGACGCCCUCCUCCCGGGGGCUGCCGCGGCGAAGCGCAUCAUCCUCGCGCUCUCCCCGGUCUUCCUGGCCAACGAGUGGCAGGAGCCCGAGUUCCGCGCGGCCCUGCGCGCCGCCCUCGAGAGCAUCAGACCGACCUCCCGGCGGCGCCGCGUCAUCGUCCUGCUGGCGGCCGACAUCCCGAGCCGCGACCCCGAGCUCCAGCUCCUGCUGCAGACCUGCACCGUCAUCGUCUGGAGCGAGAAGCGCUUCUGGGAGAAGCUGCGCUUCGCCAUGCCCGACUCGCAGGACGGCAGCGGCUGCAGCGGCAAGCGCAAGCCCGGCCAGCAGCAACACCGGCUGCCCGAGCAGCGCAUACCCGCCCGUUACGGCACCGCGCCCACCGUCCUCGUCGACGCCUGGGCCUCGAAGCCGGUGGCGGCGGGCCCGGCGCCCGUCCACCAGCACCACCAGCACCACCAGCACCACCCGCACCACCCGCACCACCCGCACCACCAGCCCGCGCAGCAGCCAGCCCCGGGCGCCCUGCACGCGCCCACGCCCACGCCGACGCAGUCGACCUACGUGAGCUCGGCCUCGAGUCGCACCGAGGACGAGGACAGCGGCCACGAGCAGCACCAGCUGCAGCACCACCACCUGCAGCAGACGGCCGGCUACAGCGCGCUGCACCCCGGCGGCGCCCAGAGGCCCGCCAGCCUCUCCUCCAGGAGCAGCCACCUCUACAGCACCAUCCCGGAGCUCGCCGUCCAGGCGAACGCCUUCGGCGGCCCCGCCGGAAUGCCGAUGAACCCGCGUACUUACUUCGUCUAGGAGCGCAGCGGCUCUCAGUGCCCGACUCGACUGUAAAUAUCCGCGGAGCAGCGUAUAAUCGAAAGUUUCAUUGUUGUGCCAUUUCCACGAAGGCCUGCUGUCGAAAUCGAGUGCGCGCGUGUGAAUGCGUCUGUGAUUCGAGUGCCGAGUGAAAAGCGAGGCGAGGCGAGACGAGCCGCAUUGAAUACCCUCGGCGUCCUCACGAGUUGCCCGCUGAUGCAGCCGACUCACGGCGCAGCUCGUCCCUCUUUCUGUAUAACGUAUGUUAUAAGCGCGACGCCCAGAACGCAUUCCUCGCUCGCGCGCGGGCUGACCCUCGCUGCUUUUCGCAUAUCAUUGUAGAAACAAGACUGUUACUCUCUCUCUCUCUCUCUCUCUCUCUCUCUCUCUCUCUCUCUCUCUCUCUCUCUCUCUCUCUCUCUCUCUCUCUCUCUCCGUCUGCCUCUAACUCGCCGCGAGUGGGCGCGCGGAGAGGAGCCCCGAGCGCCCGGCCAGCGUCCGCACGGAGAAAGAAGCGGAGAAAAGGAGCGAGAGGAGAACGGUGCAGCGGCGUGUAACGCUAUUUUUAUUUCCUCCAGCCAGUCGACUCGUCUUCUUUUUACCGUACAUGGCCGGCCGCUUGUUCUCCUCCGGCCUGUUCUCUCUCACUUUUAAUGUCGCGCCGAAUCAAGAUCGAGUGACCGCAUUAAGCCGGCGAUUCGCGCGAGAUCUCGUUCCUAAGACUAUAUAUGUAUGCAUAUUAGCGCGCGCUCGCCUUCCGAAACAGACGCUUAUAUACACAGGCUCAAGAGAGCACGUUCCUCUUCUCUUCCUUUUGUAAAUAAAACGUCUCUUCUGUAUUAUAUUAAUUCGGUAUCGCGCGAACAACGACGAAUUUUGUACAUAGUCAACCGUCGUGUGAUCUUGCUGUGGAGCGAAUGCAUCGGGCGCAACAUUGUACGUUACUUCUGGAGUCGAGCAUACGUGUACGAAUUAUAGACGAACGACUAUGGGAGCGCUAACUCGACUGUAAUAAAUAUUGUAAUUUUAUUUUUUUCGAUAAAUUAUACGUACGCAUGUAAUUAUAUUAUAGAUGGUAAGCAAGCGAGCGGGGGAGCCGAGCGACGGCCUUCCUCUCGCGAAAUUUUUGUAAAUAGCGCAACUGCCGAUGAUCGAUUAUGAAUCGUUACGGCGGCACAAUCGUUGGUGCCGCUGCUGGCCGAUCGAUGUCUCUAUUGCAAAAUAUGACCUCGAAUGAAUUUAUUACAUAUAAGAAUUUAUCGAAUCCGGCUGCCGAGAGGCAGCAAGUCACACUGAAAGAAUAAAGAAGCAAUUUGUUAUAUGAAAA